Psylliodes chrysocephalus is the source of this 2821-nucleotide messenger RNA. The record is from the annotation of a GenBank genome assembly. NCBI's taxonomy places the organism in Eukaryota, Metazoa, Arthropoda, Insecta, Coleoptera, Chrysomelidae.
CUAAUAUUGAUUAAGUUCCCAUUCCAUUGGUUCCAUGCAAAUAUUUUUCUCAUGAAAUUUUGUCCGUUUUUAUAACGACCCUGAAUUUUAAUUUUCAACUAUAAGUAUUUACAUUUAACGGAAAUAGUUGUCCACUCGAAGUUUGAGUCUAAACCAAGUUCAACUUUUAGUGUGCGGCAUCUAAUUAGUCUUGAUAUACAUAGUAGUGCUAUAAGAGCUUAGUUAUAUAUCGAUAAAAAGUUCAAAACUGAUAAAAAAAAUGUUUGUUAAUUUCAUAUUUAUUUUCGUCUUACAAGUAGUUGUAAGAUGUUCUGAGAUCGAUAUUUUUCCUAGAAUGCCUAUCACUGUUGAAAAAAGUGAAAAUGUUGUAUGUUCGGAAGAAAGUAAACAGUAUUUGGAUAAUUUGAACAAUUUUACAUUAUGGGCACAUGAAAUGCGAGAUGCUUCAGCCCCGUCAGCAAUCAGUGUAUUAAGGGGAAGUGGAUUUAAUCUAGGAAAUCUAGAACAAUGCUUAACUGCAAAUGCUCCAUUUCCAACACAAUACUGUCUUGCAGUAAUUGUGGCAAAUAUUCCAAAAACUAAAUCGCCGCGCGAUAUUUAUUCUUUAGAAUUCGAUCCGAAUGAAAAUAUUAUUAACAAACUUUAUGUUUAUGAAGAUGAAACAAAAGCACCUCGAAAUGUAGUGAGAAUGGGUUGGUGUAUUCCAGCAUCAUGUUCUCCAAAUGAUGCACAAAAUAGUCUAAAUAAUUACUUGCAAAGAUACGACCAUCCGUUGAAAAAAGAAAAUGUGUCUUUCUCGGCAACAGUUCCUCAAAUUCUCUGUCAAUCAUCAAAUAAAGUUCCAGAGUUGGAUUUAGUUGAUAUAAGCUUUUGUAUACUCACAAUAACGCUCCUGUUACUAGUCGUACUUGCAACUAUUUUGGACUACAAUGGCUACCAGAACACAGAGAAAAAACUUUCCUCAACAACACUACUUCUAGCCUUCUCGGCAAUAAAAAAUUUUAGAGGAUUAUCAAAGGCUGAUGAGUCUGAGAAACCACUGAAAAUAUUUUACGGAAUGAAGACGAUUUCUUUGUUUAUGGUGAUUGCAGGUCACCGAUUUGCUCUGUUUGCUGGUUCACCCAUGAUAACUUAUGAUUCCAUUGAAGAGCACUUCAGAACAACGGUAUACUCUGCUUUAUACCAUGGUGAUCUGUUUGUGGAUACAUUUUUCUUUAUUGGUGGAUUACUUGUAACUUAUAUUGUACUAGGUCUUAUUGAUAAGAAAAUGUUCAAACCCGGAUUAAUAAUCCUAAAUAGAUACUUAAGAUUGACACCAAGUUAUGCUUUCGUAAUAUUUUUUCAAGCGACUAUGUUAUAUCACACUGGCACAGGAGCUUUAUGGGAACCGAUUGUGGGUCAGGAACGAAAAGAUUGCAGACAAAAUUGGUGGACUGGUAUUCUAUAUAUAUCAAAUUUGGUAAAUUCGGAUCAUAUGUGCAUUACACAAUCGUGGUAUUUACCUUGUGACUUUCACUACUUUCUGUUAGCUCUACUACUCGUAUAUCUACUGAAAAAAAAUAAGAAAAUUGGAUUUGUUGGAAUUGCCUUAUCUUGUACAUUAACAAUGAUCGUUACAUUUUAUCUUAUAUAUGCUAAUGAAAGACCAGCGUUCUUACGAUUUUUGUUAAAUUUUCUUGCUGGGCCAAAACUUUUCAUAGAUUUUCAGUUGACUUAUAUUAAAACGUAUACAAGAGGAUUACCGUAUUUUGUAGGAAUAUGUGGAGGGUACAUUUAUUAUACCGUCAAAGGAGUCGAUUUCAGUAUAUCAAAGUUUCGCUCUACGAUACUUUUAUUCUCCUCCUAUGGUUUAUUAUGUUUUCUUCUUUUUACUGGAAUUAUAUUCUAUGAUCCAUAUCACCAAUACAACGUUCUAGAAUCAUCUUUCUACGGAACAACUUUUAGAUUUCUUUGGGCAAUAGGCACCUUUGGAUUUAUAUAUGCUAUAAGUUUUGGACCACAUGGAAUUAUUUAUAAUUUUUUGUCAUGGAUUGUAUUUAUUCCACUUAGCAAAUUAUCGUAUGGAGCCUAUUUGUGCCACAUGGGUUUUCAAUUACGUGAUAUAGCGUCUACAGUCAAUCCCAGAAAAUUUGUUAUGUUUGACGUGUUCUUGCAGUGGAUCGGAGAUACCGUUUGGGCAUAUAUGUUUUCAUUUUUAUUAUAUUUAAUGAUAGAAGAACCAAUGAAGAACAUUUUUAAAACAAUAUUAUUCAAGAAUAGAGGGAAUAAAAGUAAUUCAAAUUUACCUGCUGAAGUAGAUAUUAAAUUGGAGAAUAAUAAAUUGUAAGGAAGAUGACAACUAUAAAAGCAGUACAAAUUGGUGGUGGGAGGGGUUUUCCGGUUUUUCUCACUGUACGUCAAAAUGUACCAUCAAUCGUCUGUAAGUCGCCCCGGAGCGCCACAUUAAAUAAUAAUAAUAAUAGUCGUCCCUUCCCCGUCAGUCAUCUUCUGUGGAUUUAGAUUCACUCGUAAGAGGGUGAAUUAUAGGGAGAAUAUUAUUAUUAAUUAUAGAAAUUAAUUACUAUGAAGAUAGGUUAUGUUUUAAAUACUAUUUAACUAAUCUACAGAUAGUAUUAAAUUUUUUUUAUAUUUCGUUGUUUUAUUUCAAAUUAACAUAAUAAUAGGUGGCCAUUAUUAGGCAUUCCAAACAAAAAACUGUCGGUGUCACAUAAUAUUUCGGGUCUCAUCGUCGAUAUCUAUAUCCAAGAAAUGUUAUUUUUCGAAAUAUGCUUUAUUUUUGUAAAAUUUUGUGAAUUUUCUUGUAAUUUAAUACACACUCGAG